GUAGCUGACCUCACUACAUGGUUAAGGUCACCAGGACUCAGGAGCUGCCUGUCUUGUUCCCCCAUCAACCAUCAACCCAUCUAGAGAAGACAUGGCCGUGACGUCCACCACCACUGUGAUCCAAGUCGGCGGGGCCCCCAGCAGCCGGAACUGGUCCACUGAGCUCUGUGACUGCUGUACAGACACCAACACCUGCUGCUGUGGCUUCUGGUGCUUCCCCUGCAUGCAGUGCAAGGCCGUGGGGGACUUCGGCUGGUGCUGCGCCAUGCCCCUGCUGGACUUCUUCUGCUGCGCCGUGUCCUGCUGCCUGCGCUCCUCCAUGAGAGAGCGAUACAACAUUGACGGUUCGGGCUGUAAUGACUGCUGUGCGUUGAUGUGGUGUUACCCGUUCGUCUGGUGCCAAAUGGCUCGGGAAGUCAAGAUCCGCAAGCAUGGAAGUGCACCGCCCACCACUAUGGUGAUCACCAACCAGGUCACCUAGGGGCUCCGAGCCAGGGGCCCCUAGGGAGCCAAACUGAAGCUAGUGGCCCUGGCCUUGGGUGUUUCCAAUCUAGUGGUCUGACCAGUAGAUUGGUAAUGAAGACUUUUAAGGUCUUAGAUUAUUAUUUCGAUUUAGAGAAAAAUAUUCGAAAAGAAAUGCGUGCCGAAAAUAUGAAAUAAGUUGCAUACAAAUUGCAGUGUGAAAUGACUGGAGAUACAAAGUCAGUUGCCCGUUGAAAGAUUGUGCUACAUUAAAAUAUAAUAUAUAUAUCAAUAAGGUAAACAACGCAAAGUCUGACAUGGAAAGACCUCCUCACAGACCUAUGGGGUGCAAUAGAUACACUGGGGAUUUGCAGGUGUUGUGGGAGAGGGAUAUACAAGUAAUCGAUGCACUGGCAUUUUUCCAGUGGACAUUCCAGUGCAUUGGCUCCAUGUCUGUGAUUUUAGAAUUGUGCAUUCAGUGAGGAAUGGUGAUCUCAAUAAUGUGAAGAUCUGUUGUAUAUGUAUAUAGUACACAUAAGGGGGGGGGCAUUCUGUUGGCUUUUUUUAUUUUUGCUUUUGGGCGCAAAAGUAUACCGUAAUAAAACGAUUUAUAUGAAAAAUUUGCCUGGGUGGAACCACUCGUGGAUGGGCACGUUUUGUUCUUGGGAAACUUUCUAGAUAUUUUUGGGCUUCGGUAAAAAGAGCAGGUUUAAGUUAUGACACCAGGGAGAGGGAUGGCUUUGCUGUUAGACUGGACCAUUCAAAACUAGAAUAUACAUUUUCAAAAUGCAAAGCAUAAAGAAAUUGUGUUUAUGAGGUUAAACAUAUAUGAACGGAAUGUAGGCUAUUACAAUAUUGUAUUAGCAAAGUGCUCAUUUGAUUAGCCUCAUUCUCAUUUUUAUUUGGGGGAAAAUUUAAGAUUAACAGUAAUUCAGCGGACAUACAACCCUUUGAAAUGCUAUAAAACAUAACAAAUAUAUUUUAUGUUCUUUGCCUGGAUAAUGAGGUCGAACGAGGAGUCGUUGCAUUCUAAAACCAUAACCGGUUAGGUUGUUUAAAAGAAACGUCUCAUUAAAUAUAUAGGAAUACCAGGGUUUUUUCUAAACAAGGGAACAGGGGCGCUGCCCCGAUACUCCCGGCGUGCGCCAUCCUACCGAAAUGCCGACUGAACCUGUCAGACUUGGAUCUGUACUUACAUGCUGCUGUACAACAUACACUAUUUCUCAAAACGAUCUUUUCUCCGCGAAAAUAUCCCAACACCACCACCUGACAAUGUGUCUGAUCCUCAAAUAACUUAUAAUUACUCCAAAAAUAUUCCGAUCCGAAUUGGAGUUUCCCAGACCGAGUCGACAUGCUAACGUUAAAGUUAUUAGCAGCUAGCUAGCUAGCUACUAUGUAUUUGAAUGGGUUUUUGGUCUAGGCGCUAAGAUGCUAAGCAAGUAUACAAGACCAUUCCAGUUCUCUCUGCACAAAGCGGUUUCAAUGAACGACAGAAAUAAACAAAUGCUGAGUGUUGAUCAAGAGUUUUGCGAGAGCAAAACGAACAGUCGAACAGGGUUCCCUGUUACCAGGGAACCCGUAGCAGGGAACUAAAUGGCAGCUGCACGGCCGAAUUAGCCCAAUAAAAGUGUAGUAACCCAGAGAACCAGCUACAACAUAGUUUUCAUCCAAACGAGCCGUCUUUAGCGAACGGUGAAUUGCAUUGGCUUCUACGAGCAGUCGGCUUUCAGCCGCGAGCUUAGGGACCGUCUGCAAAGUGCAAAACUGAAUUGCAUUGGCUUCUACGAGCAGUCGGCUUUCAGCCGCGAGCUUAGGGACCGUCUGCAAAGUGCAAAACUGAAAACGACAACAAUAGUAACAUUUCUAUAGCGUCGCCAUUAUUGACUCUAGAGCCCCAAAACUUGUUCCAUAGAGGCAUGGCACAGGAGGUCUACCAUGACUAACGCUACCCUGAACCACCUCCUCAGGAUCAGUAUUGAGGGGCCUGCAAUUGAUCAAUUUGAUUUUGGCAAGGCAGUGAGCCGUUGGGGUCUCAGGAACAGGCGGCUGCUGUUGUGAUUUGUCCUACUUAAUAAAAGUUUAGCCAAUAUUUUUUA
Molecule: messenger RNA, 2558 nt
Organism: Gadus chalcogrammus (walleye pollock)
Lineage: Eukaryota; Metazoa; Chordata; Actinopteri; Gadiformes; Gadidae
Product: cornifelin homolog B-like
Exons: 4
Coding region: 92-481 (129 amino acids)
Source: RefSeq, a predicted model, not a curated record